Messenger RNA from Cuscuta campestris, 4087 nucleotides. NCBI's taxonomy places the organism in Eukaryota, Viridiplantae, Streptophyta, Magnoliopsida, Solanales, Convolvulaceae. The record is from the annotation of a GenBank genome assembly.
AUCGAUAAUCCACCCUAUGAGUCACGUGGAUUACGUACCAACCGAACAGUGAUCUGUUGGGUGGGUGAUAUCCGGUCUGGAUCCCGUACGUACGUUUUAACCCCGAAUUAUAAAUUGGUCAAGGAGGUAUAUCUUAGAGUUCUUCUAGAUAUCCUUAAUAAUCAUCAUCAAUUUUCCAAGUGGGUAUAUCUUAGAAUUGAUCAAAGAAUGGAAUUCAAUCUUUUCAAGAUUGAAAAGAUUGAUCAAUCUUUUCAAAGAGUGGAUGCUGUUCCUCCCAUGAAGGAUAAGGGCAAAGGGGUUUUGAAUGAUUGGACCACUGUGCAUCGUAAGGGCAAGCCUCCAAAAUCAAAAGUUACGUGGGUUCAAAAGCCCUCCAUGCCACAAGUCAAUCCAUGCAUGCCAUGCCAUGAGGAAUCUUCUAAGGCUGGUGCUAGGCAUAGGCCGGAGGUUCAUUUCAUCGGGUCAAAAGAGGUGAUUUUUCUGGACAAUAAUGGCCUUGCCUAUUCCUCUUUUGAUCCUACUAAUCCUGUAGUUGAGCCCACCUCCAGUCAGAACGUCUCUCUUGAUUUGUUCCUUUGGAACCAAUCCAAAUUUGAGGUUCUUGAUGUGUUAGACCAUGCUCAGAUUACACACUUCAAAUUGAGGGAUGUUCUGAAUAAUUUCAGCUUCACUAUUAGUGGUAUUUAUGGUAGUCACUCUACUGCUGAAAGGAAAGCUCUUUGGAAUCAUAUUGAAGCCUUUAACAAUAGCUCUCUGCUUCCCUGGUGUCUUGGGGGAGAUUUUAAUACAAUAUCUGAUCUCCUUCAUCAUAAAGGAGCUAGGCUUCCAGAUCUUGAAGCUAUUGAUGAUUUUAGUAGCUGCAUUUCAAAUUGUAACCUCCUUGAUUGUAAUUUCAGUGGACCUUCCUUUACAUGGCAUGGCGUUCGUAGUAAUGGUAAUGUUUGGAGACGCCUUGAUAGGGUUUUCUUUAAUGCUGGUUGGGCAGAUCACUGGGACAACAAGUACAUGCAUCACCUUGCCAAAGGAGGAAGUGAUCAGGGACAUCCCAUUCUCUUCAGCUCCAAGCUUGUGGUCAGGGACAUUCCUAAAUCCUUUAGAUUUCAGAAUAUGUGGCUUUUAAGGGAGGACUUUAUACAAUUUUGCAAGGAAAGUUGGGAGGAAGUUCCUGUCUUUGGUGGAAUGAGAUGUUUGUUCAAUAAACUCCAACACCUCAAAGCCAAACUCUCAUCUUGGAAUAAGGAUCAGUUUGGCAAUGUAUUUGAUAAGGCAGAACCAUCUGCUUCUCCUGAUCUCUAUGAACAAUUCCUUGAUGCCAUCCCUUCCUUGGUUGAUCAAAGGCAUAAUGAUUACCUUAUGUGUCUACCUACUGAAGAGGAGAUCAAACUUAUCAUUUGGGAAAUGGAUCCUAAUUCAGCAGCUGGCCCCGAUGGUUUCAACAUUACCUUCUUCAAAUGUUGUUGGGAUUUUAUUAAAAGUGAUGUGGUUUCUGCCUGCCAGGAGACCAUUAACUAUGGUAAAAGCAGUUUCAUGUCUGGCUCCAAAUUUAAUUCCCUUACAAUCACCAAACUUGAGAAACUAUUGAUGAUGCCUCAUAAAGGCUUUCCUUUCACUUAUCUUGGAGUGCCUAUUGAUUUGGGGAUCACCAAGAAGAGUCACUGCUCUUUCCUUAUCCAAUCCUUUGACAACAAGCUUAAUGGAUGGUUUCAAAAGAAUUUGGAUCAAGCUGGACGUUUGGUGUUGAUCAAACAUGUUUUAAACACCAUUCCAAAUUACUUUUUAGCUGCCAACACCAUCCCUAAAGCCAUCUCUCAUCUGCUUAAGCAAAAAAUGGCUAGACUCUGGUGGGGUGGUGGCACUAGCAAACAUCACUGGAUUUGUUGGAAGAAGUUGUGCUAUCCUAUGGAAGAGGGAGGCCUUGGCAUUAGAGACCUCAAUAGCCUAGAGAAUGCUUUCAGUCUUAAACUUUGGUGGAAAUUUUAUCAAGACAAUGGGCUAUGGGCUAAGCUUAUGAGGGCUAAAUACUGGAGAAAUGGAGACAUCUUUGAGACUCUAACAGAUUCUCCUGUUUGGAAGAGGAUUUCUAGGGCUGAUGAAACUGCGUCCAAUGCUUGUUCCUUCAUUGAAGAUGGUUCAGUGGUCUGGUCUCCUGAGGCCAAUGGAUUAUUUUCCCUCAAAUCUGCUUUUGAUCUCUGCAGACCUGCAUCUCCUAGUCAUGCCUCCUUCAAACACCUUUGGAUGAAACCACAAAAUGCUAAGGUAGGGGUUUUCACUUGGAAACUAUUCAAACGCUGCCUUCCUUUACCAGAAAAUCUCCAAAGGCUCUGGACUACUGAUCCAUGGCUUGCUGCAAAACAGUUGCUGCCUUCUUUCCCUAAGGCCCCUAAAGUACGCGUUGUCAAAUGGUUAGCUCCUCCAAAGGGACGUCUUAAGAUCAACAUUGAUGCAUCUUUCACUCCCAUGUCCAAUAGAGGUGCAGCUAUUUUGCGUGAUGACGAGGGUAGAUUUGUGCGUGCAGCUUUGUUCCUCAUUUCAGGCUCCACCCCUUACCAAGCUGAACUGGAUGCAGCAAUCAAAGGAGUUCAAUGGGCACUUUCGUUUCAUCCCUUGCUCGUUUAUGAAACGGAUGCCUUGGAAAUUUUAAGGAGACUUGGCCAUUACACUCAUUACGCUUUCUCUCCUUUCCCGAUUGACAUUCUGGCCAAACUAAUUUUUGAGAAUGAUAUAUUGAAAUCACAUACUCUUCGCGAGGAAUCUCAGAUGGAUUUCGCAGAGCCUCCCCUGAUCUUUACCCGAACGUACAAAGCUGCUACCAGCCCUUUGAUCCUGGUUUAUCGUCUAACGAAGGUAAGAUUUCAUCGCCUAACAGAGAUGACUAUUGGCUUCCAAUCCGGGAUGACAAUCGGCGUAGAAGCUCAGAUCGGCGCUCAAUUCAAGGAAGGAGGAGCCCAAUCCGAGAACCCUAUCAACAUAUUGGUGAAAAUAUCACAAGCGCCAAUCAUAGAUUUGACGGUACAUCUAGACAUUCAGACUUCAUCCACGGAAACCUUCUGGAAUACCGAAAGAGAAGUUGCAUUAUUUGGCUUGACUCUGAUUUACUUAGUUGAGAAGAGGACUUUGAAAGUGGGUAGGGAAUCUGAUUUCAUAAGUAUCUCUGAAUCCAGAAUGGAAGGCACUCGGUCAAUCUCCCUGCCAACAGGUAAGAACAACCUUUUGUUAUGGAAAUUCAUCUCCAACCUUCAACAUUUCCAUAGCAGCAGCUCGGAGAAGCAGAACAUUAGUACCAAACCAUCCAAGGACCUUCCAAAUAGGAAUGAAGAGAACAUCCAAUCUCCACUACAUCUGCGGCAGAACAUCAACACAACAGACCAGCAGAAAUCCAGUGUCACUCCAAUGACUUUCCAGUUUGCAAACCAGCAGAACAACUGCGGAAACCUGUCUACAGCAGAAUCGGAUUACGCAACCGGUCGGGUAGAAUGGCUCCCUAGUGUUCACAAGCCAUACAACCUUGAUAUCUCUUUAACCACUUCCUUGCUCUGUUGGGAAAGGCGGCACAGUAGGAGGCCUGGCCGGCGGCAGCCUACCUGGCCGCCAGUCAGGUUGGCGGCGGCGGACAAAUCAGCAGCAGCAAGAGGGAGCGCCGGCGGGCUGGCAGGCUGCAGCCUACCUGCCCGCCUGUCGACGGCGACCAGUAGUCCGGCGAGAUCAGGAGAGUUCCUCAGCGGCGGCGGCGGGCUGGCCGGCGGCCGCUGGGAAAACGAAUGGAAGCCAUCACAAUGAGCCUUGCCAGUUUUCGCACUCAAAAAGUGUUUUAAUGCAUAAAAUAAUGUUCUAUUAAAAAUAGCUUUUUAUUUCUAAUCUUGGCCAAAUUUUUAACUUUUUAUGAUCAUUAAAAUCUUGCCUCUCAUCAUAUGCUUCACACUAAGUGUGAGGAAGAUUGACAUACUUUGAUUUUUCUACUUGGAUCCCGCAUUUGGACCUCGAGGGCGAGGUCCAGCUUAAGUGUGAGGGGGUAGAAUAUCAGGUAUGAUUAUAUUCUAGAAAAUGAUUUUCUUGAUCAAUAAUCAAUUAAUGAAUUUAGUAUUCAAUU